This is a messenger RNA of Diuraphis noxia (Russian wheat aphid), 918 nucleotides long. RefSeq lists its product as uncharacterized. Lineage: Eukaryota; Metazoa; Arthropoda; Insecta; Hemiptera; Aphididae. The record is from RefSeq and is a predicted model, not a curated record.
AUGUUGGAAUCGGAUGUAGAUCGAUAUGUUUGUUGUGGUCAUUCCUUUUAUCAGGACCAUACAAUUGAUGAUAAUGGAAAGACAUCAAUUAUAUUUGGAUGUUUGGAACUGAUACAGGAAGUUGUAGGACAAGGUGGAUCUGAGCUGCACGCGGAUGCCACUUUUAAAAUAGUACCUGUCGCACCAAAGUGUCGGCAACUACUUGUUAUGCACUUGAUUAUUCAAAACCAUAGUAUUCCAGUUAUAUAUGUACUUAUGGAGUCAAAGACUGAACUAGCUUAUACUCUUGUUCUGAGGAAAUGUAAGGCCAUGUUUCCGGCUAUUCAACCAGAAUGUAUAAUGACCGAUUAUGAAAUUGCCUUAAAAAAUGCAUUCAACAUAAUUUAUCCUGAAAGUGUUCAACAUGCUUGUUGGUUUCACCACUAUGUACAGUGUCUUGUCAAGAAUCUUAAAAGUAAUGGGUUUUCAAAUUAUGUAAAAAAUAACCAAGAGGCGCAAAUUUGUAUUAAAAUGACUUCUAAAUCUCGUGUCCUUUUUUACAUAUUUUUCCAACUAUUGGUUACGUACAAGAACACCAGAAGAUUUUCAGUAUAUGGUGUUCCUAGAAGAAUAAAUAAUAAUGUGGAGUCUUUUCACAGUGGACUAAAAGAAAAAUUCCAAAGUCUUCACCCAAAUUUGUGGACGUUUUUAGAUCACUUGAAACGCUUAAGUUUGAAAAAUCAUGUAACCAUUAAACAGUUGAGAAGAGGUCAACGAGUAUCACGUCCAGUAAAAAUGAAAUACUUGUUAAAUUCUGUACGCAUUCAAACAGCAACUACACAAUUGGAGCUUGGUGUUAUAAAUGUGAAAGAAUUUUUACUUCAAUGUUCACAUUGUGCUGAACGUUACUUAAGAGAAGAAAUCAAUUGGGAUAUAUAA